Messenger RNA from Syngnathus typhle (broad-nosed pipefish), 2998 nucleotides. Its product is annotated as transketolase-like. The record is from RefSeq and is a predicted model, not a curated record. The transcript is spliced from 16 exons. Gene Ontology annotation, biological process: pentose-phosphate shunt, non-oxidative branch; ribose phosphate biosynthetic process. Gene Ontology annotation, molecular function: transketolase activity; thiamine pyrophosphate binding. Gene Ontology annotation, cellular component: endoplasmic reticulum membrane; extracellular exosome. NCBI's taxonomy places the organism in Eukaryota, Metazoa, Chordata, Actinopteri, Syngnathiformes, Syngnathidae. The coding region runs from base 231 to 2213 and encodes 660 amino acids.
GUGAGCCAAAGCUUUUAUGACAGCAGCCAGGAGCCCAGAGGACUUGCUGGAAACUGGGAGAAGAAAAGACACGGUCGGUGUGCGAGCGGGCUGGAGAGAUGACAUAGCCCCGGCAUCGAGCUUGGAGGUGUCUACUCAUGGUCCUGAAUGGGUGGCUGCAAAGGAACAUGUGAGGAAAGAACACCGUGUUCUCAUCACUUCUCAUCAGUUCAACAUCACUGAGCAUCAUCAUGUUGGGCGGAGGAGAACAUAAGGGUUCGGUCACCCUCGCCCGUCCUCACACGUUUACAAACCAAGGAUUUUUUGGAGCUCAACAUUUUGCCUUCAUGGAGGAUUACCACAAACCUGACCAACAGACAGUGCAGGCGUUGAGGAACAUCGCCAAUCGCCUAAGGAUCAACUCCAUCAAGGCGACUACCGCAGCUGGCACAGGACAUCCUACAUCAUGCUGCAAUGUGGCCGAAAUCAUGUCUGUGCUCUACUUCCACACCAUGAAGUACCGCCCCGACGACCCACGAAACUUCCACAGCGAUCGCUUCCUCAUGUCCAAGGCUCAAUCUGCACCAGCCUUGUACUCCAUGUGGGUUGAAACAGGCUUCCUAAAGGAGAGUGAGUUGCUGAGUAUGUGCCAGGUUGACUCUUCACUGGAGGGCCACCUCAUCCCAAAGCAGCAAUUUGUGGACGUAACCACCGGCUAUUUGGGACAGGGACUCGGUGUGGCCUGCGGAAUGGCGUACACUGGGAAAUACUUUGACAAAGCCAGCUACCGUGUUUACUGCCUGUUGGGGGAUGGUGAAAUGUCAGAAGGCUCCGUAUGGGAAGCCAUGUCGUUCGCUUCCUACUACCAGCUCGACAACCUAGUGGCCAUCAUGGACAUCAACCGUCUGAGCCAAAGUGACUCUGCGCCUCUGCAGCAUCAUGCAGAGAAAUACCAGAGACGCUGCGAAGCGUUCGGCUGGCAUGCCAUCAUUGUGGAUGGACACAGUGUGGAGGAGCUGUGUAAGGCUCUGAGCCAGCCACGCCAUCAACCCACAGCUAUCAUUGCCAAAACCAUCAAGGGCAAAGGCAUUCCAGCCGCAGAAGAUAAGAUGGGAUGGCACUCCAAAACUCUGCCCAAAGACAUGGCCGAGAUGGUCAUGAAGGAUCUGCAGAGUCGGAUCAUGAGCACCAGCAAGCACCUGUACCCUCCUGCUCCGAUCGAAGACUCACCUCCUGUGAGCCUGAGGAACAUCCGUAUGGCCAGCGCACCCGCUUACAAGCCUGGGGAAAAGAUUUCCACACGCAAGGCCUAUGGGAUGGCCAUCACUAAGUUAGCUCGCUACAACGACCGUGUCGUGGCUCUUGACGGAGACACGAAGAACCUCACUUACUCGGAGCUCUUCAAGAAUGAGCAUCCUAAUCGCUUUGUGGAAUGCUACAUUGCCCAGCAGAACAUGGUCAAUGUUGCCAUGGGAUGUACGGCUCGUGAGAGGAACGUUGUGUUUGCCAGCACCCUGGCAUCCUUUUUCACACGUGCCUACGACCAGCUCCGCAUGGCAGCCAUUUUAGAUAGCAACGUCAAUCUAUGUGGCUCCCACUGCGGCCUGUCCACUGGAGAGGAGGGGCCCUCCUUGAUGGGAUUGGAGGACAUGGCCAUGUUCAGGGCCCUCCCUAGAACAACCAUCUUUUACCCUUGUGAUGGAGUGUCUACAGAGAAGGCUGUGGAACUGGCCGCAUCCACAAAGGGUGUUUGCUAUAUCCGAACAAGCCGUCAAGACAAUGCCAUCAUUUACAACAGCAAUGAAGAUUUCCAUGUUGGACAGGCUAAGGUGGUCUACCAGAGCAAAGAGGAUCAGGUGACUGUGGUGGCUGCUGGAGUGACUCUGCAUGAGGCUCUGGCAGCAGCUGAACACCUCAAGAAAGAGAGGAUAUACGUGCGGGUGAUUGACGCGUUCACAAUCAAACCACUUGACUCCAAGACCAUCAUUGACCACACGCGUGCCACCAGAGGAAGAAUCCUUACUGUAGAGGACCAUUACUAUGAAGGUGGCCUGGGGGAGGCCGUGUGCUCAGCAGUUGUAAACGAGACUGGCUUCAAUCUGCAUCGUCUGGCCGUGUCUCACGUACCGCAUAGCGGCAAACCGCAAGACCUCCUCAAAAUCUACGGCAUCGACCGUGACGCCAUCGCCCAGGCCAUACGCAAGAUGCUCAGCACCUCCACCAACGCCAAGUAAAUCUCAAUCCCCCCCCUGCCCAAACUUAUUUCUCACCAAAUCUAUCACCAAUCGAGUCACACCACACCCAGCUCUCUCCUUUUCUUCACUGUGAAUCCCCUGUGAGUGUUUCAAGUAUUGUGAUUUUGUGAUUUUUCAAGGUAGAAUUACACUUUUGCUUAUCUUUUACACACUAAACACUAAUACACACACGCACACGCUCAUGCACUACAUAUCCCAUCUUAUCCAAAUGUGGCCAAUCAACAACCUACACUUUUUACAUGUUCAACGGGAGUAUUAUGUAAUGGUUCCAUGUGUUUUUGCAAUGCUUUUUUCAGUCACGUCAUUAAGAUGGCAAUGUUUUUUAUAUAUUAUUCAAAAUGUAGCUCUUGAAAUCGGGUGGGUGGUUAGUAUUAAAGUAGUUGUCGUGACGACGGUGUCAGAAAGAAACAAGAUGAGUUGUUGUGUGUAGAAGUUAGUGGAGAAAAAAACAAUUAAAAAAACAAAUGUAGAUUGGGUAAACGUUGCACAAAAACACAGGUCAAGUCCGAUUCAAAUGUUGAAUUGUUUAUUCCUCAUUAUUGUUGUUGAUGUCAUUUACCAUACGCACCACACAUCAAGCAUACACUUGGACCACACCACCAGACCAGUAUACGUUAUGAUGUGACCAUUGACACAUUUUUUAUGCGGCGGCUUGGUUCCUCCCAUGCAGUGAUGCAGAAGUUUGAUUGUGACUGUGCAGGUCUGAUUUGUGAACCUAAGAACUGUUACUUGAAGUUUUGUAAGAACCAUUCUUUCAUGGAAUA